UGCUUCUUCUUCUUCUGUUCUCUCCUUGUAACAAAGCCUGUUCACUAUCUCUUCUUUUUUACCAGAAAUGAAGGAGAGUUUCCUGGUUUUUGUCUUCCUCUAAGUUACAAACAAAUCUCCAACUUCCAUGCUUUUGUUUUUGUUUAUUUUUAAGCACUAAACAACACAUCUUCUACCAAAAACAAGCAAAUUACAAGAGAGAAAGAAAACAAGGAAGUUUGGUGAGUAAAAGAGAAAGAAAGAAAGACAAGAAUUAAGGUUUAAAUCUUCAAAAAAAAAGGAUUAAUUCCCUUUCUUUUUAUCAUAUUUCUUUUUCCUUCCUUCAAUGUCAAACACCACAGGUGAUGGCACUGGCAGCUUCUCUUCUGGAGGUUGUGGGGAUGAAGUUCACUUAAAAUCCUUAGCUUCAAGCACUGUUACUGCUACUAACAGCAAUGGCUCCACUAUUACUCAACAGCUGCAGCAGCCUCCACUCAAGAAGAAAAGAAAUAUGCCUGGAAAUCCUGACCCUAGUGCUGAUGUUAUUGCUCUAUCACCAAAAACUCUUAUGGCUACAAAUCGAUUUGUAUGUGAGAUUUGCAACAAGGGGUUCCAAAGGGACCAGAAUCUUCAAUUGCAUCGGCGGGGCCAUAAUCUACCAUGGAAGCUAAAGCAAAGAGCAAGUGGUGAAAUUCGAAAAAGGGUUUAUAUUUGUCCAGAACCUUCAUGUGUUCAUCACAAUCCGGCUAGAGCAUUAGGUGAUCUCACAGGAAUUAAGAAGCAUUUUUAUCGAAAACAUGGCGAAAAGAAAUGGAAAUGUGACAAAUGCUCAAAGAAAUAUGCUGUCCAGUCGGAUUGGAAAGCUCAUGUCAAGACUUGUGGCACUAAGGAAUACAAAUGUGAUUGUGGAACCAUCUUCUCCAGGAGGGAUAGCUUCAUCACUCACAGGGCUUUCUGUGAUGCCCUAGCUGAAGAAAAUAACAAAGUGAAUCAAGGACUAAUGCCCAACAUGGAACCAAACAUACAAGGCCAAAUCUCCAGCCUCAUACCCUCCUCCAUGGCCAUCAACAAUAAUCCUCCAAGUCAAUCUGCCAUGAUGUCUAAUUUUAGCCAUCUAGACACCAAAAACUCACUGUCCUUACCCCAAGCACUCAUGCCAAUGCCACCUAAACCCUCAUCAGGAAGCAUGUUUUCAAGUACCACCGCAAGCCUUUUUGGUGGUUCAAGAAGCAUGCCAUUCAAUUCUUCCUCGGCCCUUCAGAUGAAUGCAAAUUCAUCAGCAAUCUUUGAAGGAAAUGGUCAUCAUAAUUUAGCUGGCUCGGCAUCAAUGUCAGCUACAGCUUUGUUGCAAAAAGCAGCUCAAAUGGGUGCAACUGCAAGCAGUAACAAUGUGAGCUCUCCCAUGAUGCAAAAGAGCUUUGUUACAAGCAUGGCACCCCCAACAUUUGGUUCAAUGCAUGCCCAAAAUGACCAAUCACAUGUGAUAGGUGGUGAUGACGGAUAUGCUAACCAGUUUUUCAACUCAAACGGUGGUGUUGGGAACUCUGUGCUGAAUGAUAUGGGGAUGUUUAGUGCAGUUUUGGAUCAAAACAAUGCAUUAUUCAAGACUAUGGAGCAUGCUAGCAGCAACAAUGAGAAUGCUUUUCAAGGUGCAAAUUCAAGCCCUGGUUUGAGUAGUCCAACAAGUGGAGCUAAUCCAAGUGGUUUAUCAAGAUUUAGCGGGGACAUGAUGACUGUUGAUUUCUUGGGGAUAGGAGGCUCUAGGCAAAGGAAUCUUCAUGACCAACAUAAUCAUCAAGAAAUGGAGUUCAGUAGAGGAAUUAGUCAUCCAAGGAUGCAAGGGUUGAACCACUUUGAGCAGCAACAUGCAGCAGCACUAGAGAAACCCUUGUGGGAUGUUUGAAAAAUUAAGAAAAUACUCUACACAAUUUCCUUUUCUUCUACCUCUAUAGCUAUAGUCCCUGUAAUGAUUUCUAUCAUCACUUCUUUUUCUUCAAGUUAAUUGUAUCAGCCAGGGAAGAACCUCAACUGUUUUGCUAAAGAGCAAGCAAGGUUUUGAGGGUUUUUGGCCCACCAUUAGCGACUUCAAUAUGAGUAGAAGAUCACAUAGAUUUUCUUUCUAAA
This is a messenger RNA of Populus nigra (black poplar), 2103 nucleotides long. Its product is annotated as zinc finger protein GAI-ASSOCIATED FACTOR 1-like. The transcript has 3 exons. The record is from RefSeq and is a predicted model, not a curated record. Gene Ontology annotation, cellular component: nucleus. Gene Ontology annotation, molecular function: DNA-binding transcription factor activity. NCBI's taxonomy places the organism in Eukaryota, Viridiplantae, Streptophyta, Magnoliopsida, Malpighiales, Salicaceae. The coding region runs from base 326 to 1882 and encodes 518 amino acids.